Molecule: messenger RNA, 1252 nt
Organism: Brassica oleracea var. oleracea
Lineage: Eukaryota; Viridiplantae; Streptophyta; Magnoliopsida; Brassicales; Brassicaceae
Product: phospholipase A1-IIdelta
Exons: 3
Coding region: 1-1191 (396 amino acids)
Biological process (GO): lipid metabolic process
Molecular function (GO): glycerophospholipid phospholipase A1 activity
Source: RefSeq, a predicted model, not a curated record
AUGGCCGAACCAUCAUGGGAAGAGCUUCUCGGCCAAGACAAUUGGCAAAACCUUUUGGAACCACUUGACCACUCACUUCGCCGUCUUAUCCUUCGAGCAGGCGAUUUCUGUCAAGCCACUUACGACACUUUCAUAAACGACCAAAACUCCAUCUACUGUGGAGCCAGCCGUUAUGGCAAACCAUCCUUCUUCCACAAAGUCAUGCUCGACGACGCUAGACACUACGACGUGGUUUCGUUCCUUUACGCCACGGCUCGUGUAAGUGACCACGAAGCCUUCUUUCUAAGCUCCAUGUCAAGAGAGUCUUGGGACCGUGAGACUAAUUGGAUCGGUUAUAUCACGGUGACGUCUGAUGAGCGGACGGCUGAGAUUGGAAGGAGAGAGAUCUAUGUUGUGUUUCGUGGGACGACGAGGAACUACGAGUGGGUUAAUGUGAUGGGAGCCAAGUUGACUUCGGUAGAGGAACUGUUGAUGGACGGUCGAGAUGGUCCUGAGGUUAUGCUUGGAUGGUUCACUAUUUAUACAACGGCUAAUCCUGACUCACCUUUCACCAAGAUGAGUGCACGUUCACAGCUUCUGACUAAGAUAAGAGAGCUGCUAGAGCUAUACAAGGACGAGAAGCCUAGCAUAGUCCUCACGGGACACAGUCUAGGUGCAACUAUAGCGACUCUCGCAGCACUGGACCUGGCAGAAAACGUUACAAGCGGCUCUAGCGACGUGACCCCGGUGACAGCUAUUGUGUUUGGUUCUCCGAGAGUUGGCAACAGAGAAUUCUUAAACAGAAUCAACAGACAUGAUAACGUGAGGAUAUUGCACGUGAAAAACGAAAUUGAUCUUAUCACACGUUAUCCAGCUAAGAUAAUGGGGUACGUCAACAUUGGGACCAAACUCAAAAUCGAUACAAGAGUUUCACCUUAUCUUAAAGAAACCCAUCAUCCUGGUGACUGGCAUAACCUUCAGGCUAUGUUACAUGUAGUAGCGGGAUGGAAUGGGAAGAACCAGAAGUACGAGAUGAAAGUGAACAGAAGCAUAGCGUUGGUUAACAAAUCUUGUGCCCUGUUGAAAGAGGAGUGUUUGGUUCCCGAGUGUUGGUGGGUGGAGAAAAACAAAGGCAUGCUCAAGAAUGAAGACGGUGAUUGGGUCAUGGCUACUCCCCACGAUGAAGACAUGCCCGUGGUCGAGUUUGACUAAUUAUCUUUGAUUUUUGGUUUGAUUUGAUUUUUUUCUUGAUGUAUGGUUUGUAAAUGCCUGG